This is a messenger RNA of Radiomyces spectabilis, 2112 nucleotides long. Its product is annotated as kinase-like domain-containing protein. Gene Ontology annotation, molecular function: protein serine/threonine kinase activity; ATP binding. Gene Ontology annotation, cellular component: nucleus; cytoplasm; cytosol. The record is from RefSeq and is a predicted model, not a curated record. Bases 1 to 2112 code for a protein of 703 amino acids. NCBI's taxonomy places the organism in Eukaryota, Fungi, Mucoromycota, Mucoromycetes, Mucorales, Radiomycetaceae. Gene Ontology annotation, biological process: protein phosphorylation; intracellular signal transduction; negative regulation of glycogen biosynthetic process. The transcript is spliced from 6 exons.
AUGCCUCCUUCCGCCAUCUUUCCCCAUCCUACGUUACACAACCCAUCGCGAUUUCUGCCUCAGAACCAGGCCAUAUUAACAACGUAUGAUGACUGGCACAUUAUUCUGUCCAACAAUAUUGCCGCAUUUGUGCUAGUCGGCGACGCUGGUUGUGAUAAAAGCCUAGUCGGUAAAUCCGUCCUGGACUUCAUUGAUCCUUCAUUCCGUACUCGAUUCCAGGAUAUGGUUCAUAAACGAAGACAGGAGUUGAAUUACCUGAAUGAGGAUAGUCUUGCAGGUGGUAUGGUUCUUGUUUGCGGUAAUGUGCUUCCCAUUGUCAAACAAGACGGAUCCAAAUCGGCGGCUUCCCUAUGGUUAAAGGAAAAACGCAAUGAUGCAGGCAAAUCGGUGUACAUCUGGGUGUUUGAAGAAGGCAUCAUUCGAUAUGUUGACGAAGGUGUUCAAGAAGUGUAUGAUUAUACACCAAGCGAAUUGGUCGGUCAAUCGAUUCAAGUUCUGAUUCCGUCCUUUGAUUUGGAGCAACCGUUGCGGGAUUGGCAAGAAAAUCAGUAUUUCGGUGGUCGGACCAAAAGAGGAGCGAAUUUUCCCAUCAUUGCUAAGAUGCACAUGAUGUCCACAUCAAAAACAGACAGUGGUGCAGCAGCGAUCUCCAGUUUACGUUCUGCCAUCCGCAUUACAUCCAUACCAAUGAUCGCUGGGCUCGUGACCGUACGACAAAAUGGUAUAAUUGUUGGGUGCAAUAAUGUGUUUGUGCAAUACAUGUUUGGUUUUUCACAAGAAGAAUUAAUUACCGGGCAACUUCACAUCGCUACGUUGAUGCCCCAAUUUCCUACCCUCCUUCGCAAUUUGCAACGCGACGAUUUACUGCAGCAUGGCUUUAUCAUCAACAGCGCUAUUUGCCGUAAACUUAUUGCCGACACCCACAUCGACGACAGUCGUCUGUCUUACCUUGCGCCUUCGUCUUCGCCAUCGGCUCCCCAUACUACUUCCACCCAGACCACCGCACGGGAACCACGCUUAACUCAUGCGCCCAAUGGUCAGGCUUUGCCUGUCAUUUUAGCUAUCCAUCGUGACGGCACCCCUUUUGAAGUCCAGUUACAGCUACGCUUGGUGGAUGGGUCCGAUGAUGCCCUUGCUCUGUGGAUUACUUUCAACCGCGAUGCCACCUUUGCUCGCUUUGGUCACACUGCUUACGCACGACCUUCCCUGGAAUUAAAACAACACAACGGACUUGCGAUGCGUGUGAUCACAAACAAUGUUUACCGAGCAAAUAGGGAACCUCUUUUUUCACCCGUAUCACCAACCGCAUCCAAUCAUGUUACUGCAUUCCCUACCUAUUCUGCGCAAACCCAGACGGCAAGCAUUGAUGAUUAUCACAUCCUCGAUGACCUUGGUGAAGGUGCUUACGGUUUGGUUAAACUUGCCGUUCGAAAAAACGAUCCUGAAAAGAAAAAGGUCGUGAUCAAGUACGUUAUCAAAUCUCGCAUUUUAGUGGAUUGUUGGACAAGAGACCGAAAGCUCGGUACAAUUCCGGCUGAGAUUCACAUUCUGCAUACUUUGCGAAAGAUUCCGCAUCCGCAUUGUGCUGCCAUGAUUGAUUAUUUCGAAGACGAUGAUCAUUAUUAUAUUAUUAUGCCGUUGCAUGGAGAUGGAAUGGAUUUGUUCGAUUACAUUGAAUUGAAACCGCACAUGGCAGAAUUCGAAAUCAAAUCUAUUUUCCGGCAAGUGGCGGACGCUGUGCGACAUCUGCAUGACCACAGCAUUGUGCAUCGCGAUAUCAAGGACGAAAAUGUGAUUCUCGACGGAGCCGGCGCUGUUCGGUUGAUUGAUUUCGGUAGUGCUGCUUACAUGAAAGCAGGCCGUCGCUUUGAUACCUUCUUUGGAACCUUGGAAUUUUCAUCGCCUGAAGUGCUUCGUGGACACACUUACGAAGGUCCACCGCAAGACGUAUGGGCUCUCGGCAUCCUCCUUUAUACCUUGAUUUGCCGUGAAAAUCCAUUCUAUGAUGUGGAUGAAAUUAUGGGAGGCGAGCUACGGUGGCCAACAUUUGAAGUGUCGAAAGGUAACGUUAACGCAUUACAAAACGUCCAUCGAUCGAACCAUAGCUCAUAG